CUCUCUCUCUCUCUCUCUCAGUCUCUCUCUCUCUCUCUCUCUCUCUCAGUCUCUCUCUCUCUCUCUCUCUCUCUCUCUCUCUCUGUGUUUAGGGUGUAAACUGUGGGUGUUUUAUUGUGGAUUAUUUCGGGGUGCAGGAAGGCGCAGGAGAAAUCCGCAGUAAUGCUGAAGGGAAUCUUUCCGCCUGUUGAAACGCUGUGAAAAGCUCUGGAUCUCCUCCGUCACUAAAAACUGAUCUUCUGUCUUCAGAUUUCUGGGUGGAGUAAAGAGAGAAAAAAAACAAACAAACAAAAGAAAACCAUAAAAAAAUCAAAAGAAGGCCAGAUAUGGAUGAGAACUAGGACCUGGAGCUUCCACAGGACUACAGCUCUUUCUGCUUUCUUUCUUUUUCAUGAGGUUACACUGACAUUAUGAUGGAGUGAUGAUGAUGAUGAUGAUGAAGAUAGUGAUGAUCAUGAGGAUGAGGAUGAUGUGGAAUGAAGUAGGUUUGAUCUAAAAUGGAGCUCCAUGGAGUUUGAGCGUGAGAGGAAAUCUGUUUCCUGGUCAGGGGGGUGGGGGGGGUAAGGAAGAUUAUUAUUAUUAUUAUUAUUAUUAUUAUUAUUAUUAUUAUUGUGAAUGCAUACAAACCGAGAAUUGAAGGACAAAAGAACGGAAACGAAGAAGACAAUCGCGUGGAGAACAUAAUGUUCCAGGCCUGGUUGGAGAACUUAUGUGGAGUAUCUAAAAGGUCUACAAGGUAGAUUCGGAAAAAAGAGGGGAGAACGUGACCAGGCCUGGGUUUGGAGGAGCAGAACUUGACGAGAAGAACUUCACAUGCCUGGCCUGGUUUGUAGAACUUUGUAGAUGCUGAUCUAAAGCGUCUUGUUAGUGAAAGAAGUAAAGGAACAGCUGUCUCAGCUUGGAUUGGAGGAACUGAAGUGAUUGAGAAGAUCAAGUAGUCGACUAGGGAAAGUAGGAGGCCUUACUUGAGUUAAAAAGAUACACAGGAACAUAGUGUGACUGGUGUUUUGGAGAACUUUCAUUCUAAAAGGCUUUCUAUGUGGACCUAAAAAAAAGGACAUAACGGAUCUGGAUAAAGAAAAGGAGGAGUAGAGAACCUGAGUGAAAGAGGAAAGAUCUAGCUAGGCAUCCUGGCUUGGAGAACAUAACAAGACGAGAAGAAGAGGAAGAGGACAAAGCGGGAGUGAAGCAUGGGCUGUGCUUCCAGCAUCCAUAUCUCGGAUCGGGUGGUGUAUCAUAGUGGAAAAGAGUCUGAGGACUGCCCCCCACACUCCCCCCCACAGGGCAACAACACCCAGAACUGCCCCAUCAAGGCCUCGGAGUACAAGAGCUCACUGACCGAGGUGCAGUUUGGACCAAUGAAGUUAUAUGAAGAUCAGAUUCAGGUACUGUUGGUGUUCAGUAGAGAGGACAGUCAGGGCGGGGCUUUCAGCAAUGCGUGUGAGAAGGCGGGGUUUAAGUUCAGCGUUGCUCGCUCUCCUGAUGCUGCUCUGCACUGCUUCCUGGAGAAACACCAUGACAUCAUCAUCAUCGACCACCGACAUUCCAGAAACUUCAAUGGGGAGCAGCUCUGCCGCUCCAUCCGUGCUCUCAGCUGCUCUCAGAACACUGUUAUUGUUGCUGUUGUGAAAAGGCCGGAUCGUGAAGAAGCCACUGUGAUGCCUCUGUUGUCUGCUGGAUUUAACAGGCGCUAUAUUGAGAACUCCAAUGUGAUGGCCUGCUACAAUGAACUCAUUCAACUACACCAUGGAGAGAUUCGUGCUCAGAUCAAACUUAGAGCCUGCAAUGCCAUUUUUACAGCGCUGGAACAAAGUCAGGACGCUAUAGAGAUCAGCAAUGAAGACCAUCUAAUAGAAUAUGUAAACCCAGCAUAUGAGAGUGUAAUGGGAUAUCAGCAUGGAGAGUUAAUGGCAAAAGAGAACAUUGAAGUGCCUAAAAGUGAGAAGAACAAACCAGACCUGCUGGAGAGCAUCAACUCUUGCAUCCGCAAGGGCAAGGAAUGGCAGGGUCUUUAUUAUGCCAAAAAGAAGAAUGGCGACAGCGUGCAACAGAAUGUGAAGAUCACACCUGUCGUAGGACAGGGAGGUAAAGUCAGACACUAUGUGUCCAUAAACAGGCCUUUAAAUGACAAUAACAAGUCUGAACGGACAAGUGAACGAGUCCAGGCUGAAUCACAGACAGACAUUCAGUCCAGUAAACAUAAAGACCGGAGGAAAGGAUCUCUGGAUGUACGAUCAACUACAUCACGAGGGAGUGAUGGAAGUUCCCAAAGGCGACACUCUUCUAUGGCUAGAAUUCACUCCAUGACCAUAGAGGCUCCUAUUACUAAGGUGAUAAACAUCAUUAAUGCGGCUCAGGAGAGCAGUCCAAUGCCAGUGGCUGAAGCACUGGACCGAGUGCUGGAGAUCCUCAGAACAACAGAACUCUACUCACCUCAGCUUGGCACCAAGGAUGAGGAUCCACACACGAAUGACCUUGUUGGGGGGUUAAUGACGGACGGACUGCGCAGGUUAUCAGGGAAUGAGUAUAUCUUCUCAGCGAAACAGCCGCAUCACAUCCCGAGUCACCUGACCACGCCCCUGUCUCUGAACGACAUCCCCCCUCGUGUCGCACAAACCAUGGAGAACGAAGAGUCAUGGGAUUUUGACAUCUUUAGCCUGGAGGCAGCGACCAUGAAAAGGCCGCUGACAUAUUUAGGGCUGAAGAUCUUCUCACAUUUUGGAGUGUGUGAGUUCCUGAACUGUUCAGAGGCGACACUGCGCUCAUGGCUACAGGUCAUCGAGGCCAAUUAUCAUGCCAGCAACUCGUACCAUAACUCCACCCACGCCGCCGAUGUGCUGCAUGCCACCGCCUACUUCCUGUGCAAGGAGCGUAUUCAGCAAAGCCUGGAUCCGAUAGACGAAGUUGCGGCUCUGAUUGCGGCGACGGUGCAUGACGUCGAUCAUCCGGGACGAACAAACUCCUUCCUGUGUAACGCAGGAAGUGACCUCGCUAUUCUGUACAAUGACACGGCCGUGUUGGAGAGUCACCACGCCGCACUAGCCUUCCAGCUCAGCACACGGGACGACAAGAACAACAUCUUUAAAAACAUGGAGAGGAACGAGUACCGGACGUUGAGGCAGGCCAUCAUCGACAUGGUUCUAGCCACAGAAAUGACCAAACACUUUGAACACGUUAACAAGUUCGUCAACAGCAUCAACAAACCGCUUGCUGCCUUGGAGGAAAAUGGGAGUACCAGUGAUGAUGAUGUGAAGGGGAUCCUCAGCGUGGCGGAGAACCGGAUGCUGGUGAAGCGGAUGCUGAUUAAGUGUGCUGACAUCUCAAACCCCUGCAGGCCGCUGCAGCUGUGUGUGGAGUGGGCGGGGCGGAUCUCAGAGGAGUACUUCGCUCAGACGGAUGAAGAGAAGAGACAGGGUCUGCCUGUGGUCAUGCCUGUGUUUGACCGGAACACCUGCAGCAUUCCCAAAUCCCAGAUUUCCUUCAUCGACUACUUCAUCACUGACAUGUUCGAUGCCUGGGAUGCGUUUGCGGAUUUGCCGAAUCUCAUGCAGCAUUUAGACAACAACUUUAAAUAUUGGAAAGGUUUGGACGAACGAAAACUACACAGCCUGAGACCACCGCCGGAGUAGUUCAUCACACACACACACACACACACACACACACACACACACACACACACACAGAGAACACUACUGCUCUGUCUCUCUCACGGACUAAAUAAAAGCGUCUCUCUUUAAACCUGGACUUUAUGACGGUGUGAGACUCAACGCCCCCUGCUGGUGGACAUGAAAAACACAAUCGGACUACACAUGGGGCCUUCCUGUGCACGGCUUUACAGGGUGUGUGUGUCUGUGUGUGAGAGAGAGAAUGUGUGUGUGUGUGUGUGUGUGUGUAUAAAGAGCAUCAUGAAACACUACUUUCAUCCUAGGUCCCUCUGAUCCCGUCCUCACUCAUCCACUCGUCUGUCCGUAUUUAUUUUUGUCCUGGUUGUUGUUCUACACUAAUCAUUAAUGAAGCAAGUAAUGUGUAGCUCAAACCAUGAAUCUCAGAAGCCAAAGCUGAUUUAACACACACACACACACACACACACACACACACACACACACACACACACACACACACACCCUAUGACUUGUCACUCACAUCACCCUGUCUGUCAGUGUGAGACCACAGCGGUGUUACUUCCUGUUGCAGUGUGGAGGGUUGGGCAUGUGCGGAUCAUCACUCAGAUUACCCAUCACCAUGUUCACCGCACACACACACACACACACACACACACACAUUGAUUCAGGAACAGCAUGUGGAGGUGUAGAGAUCAGGUUUAACUUUACAAGGGCCUUAGUAUGGAGACUUUGUGUGUGUGUGUGUGUGUGUGUGUGUGUGUGUGUGUGUGUGUCAUAGAAGGCAAUUCAAAUCUCUAUUUCUUCCUUCAUCUAUAUUUUUUUCCUCCAUGCAUUUUCUUUCUCUCUUUUUUCUGUUUUUAUUUUCUCCUUUCAUUCUUUCACUCUCCUCUUUCACUCGCAUUUUCAUUUUAUUUAUUUUCUUCUUUAGCUACUUCUUUUCUACGGUGCCAUUUUAGUGCCACAAUAAAAAAAUGUAAAGGUCAAAUUGGGAAUCUGUAAUAUCUUGAGAAAAAUCCCAGUAAAUGUGGGAAAUGUUUCACUCUUUUGAAUAAAACCGAUGUGGAGAAUUUGUUUAAAUCCUACUUGAACUAUAGUCAGUAAACGGCACUGCGGCGGUUCUGUAGGAAACUUUUAUUAAAAAAUCUAAUCAGAAACAUUGAGGAAGUUGUCUAUUUUGUGCAGUCUGUAUGGUUUCCAUGGUUCCAUCUUCACGCUAUUCGAAAAGGAAACGCUGUUUUUGGAGAGACCAUGAGGAGGAGGAUCAAAGAAAUCGACCCUGAAAGAGUUAAACAGUGACGUGAUAAACGAUUUAUUCUCGUAAUCUAUAUUACAUUUCUUAAGGUGGCACUAAAAUGCUGUCGUCUUUUCCUGCACUCUUCAUUUCUUUCUCUUCUUUCCGUCAUUCCAGGUGAAGUUCUGAUGCGCUGUUGUGAUUUGUUUAUUGUUUACAGUCACGUAAUGUUCAGGUAAUUGGAGGGAUAUGAAUUUUGGCACAUGCCUAAUCAGAUGUGAACGACGGAGUGUGUGUGGAUGUGUGUGUGGAUGUGUGUGUGGGUUUGGGUGUGGGUGGGUGUCUCUCCAGAGCCUCAUGGGAAGGCAGAGUGUUGCAGCAUGGCGAGAAUCUAUGAAACAUGAACCAUGUUUUUGGACUUGAAUGAUUUUUUUUCUCAGUGAGGGUUUUUGUAUCCGGUUUAUCCUACUGAAGAGACUGCCUUAUUUUAUACGCUAUUUAUACAGCACAGCCCACCUGUCUCACUGCGGCGGACGCCUGUCUCACUGCGGCGGACGCCUGUCUCACUGCGGCGGACGCCUGUCUCACUGCGGCGGACAGCCGGACACGUUUGUAAUAACACACCGCUGUAACAGAACGUUGUGUAAAGCUCCAUAUUUUUGUAUUGACUCUGAAUUUUACACUGGAAAAAAAAAUAAAACAGCAGCUGAGGAGGAAGACGAGGGAACGAUGAUGAUGAUGAUGAUGAAGCUACACAGAUCUGUGUCACAUGUUAUGGGUGUAAAGCGAAAUUUUAUUCUGAAAUGCAGAAUAUAAAGGAGUUUUCUCUCA
This is a messenger RNA of Silurus meridionalis, 5685 nucleotides long. It is a transcript of the gene pde8a, whose product is annotated as phosphodiesterase 8A. Bases 1191 to 3629 code for a protein of 812 amino acids. Lineage: Eukaryota; Metazoa; Chordata; Actinopteri; Siluriformes; Siluridae. The transcript has 23 exons. The record is from RefSeq and is a predicted model, not a curated record. Gene Ontology annotation, molecular function: 3',5'-cyclic-AMP phosphodiesterase activity. Gene Ontology annotation, biological process: positive regulation of ERK1 and ERK2 cascade; regulation of DNA-templated transcription; signal transduction.